AUGGUGGCUCAGCAAAAGAAACCCCAUACCUUGGGUGAAACAUUAAUUAAACCUAGCAUACUUAAAGCUGUUGAAAUAGUACUUGGCGAAGAAGGUAAAAGGAAAAUAGCUCAAUUAUCUCUUUCAGAUAAUACAGUGAAACGACGUAUAGAUGAAUUAGCUUUGGACAUUAAAAAUCAGUUGAUUCAUAAAUUAAAAUAUUCCGUAUUCUUUGCAAUCCAGUGUGACGAAUCAACUGAUGUGGCCAAUUGUUGCCAGCUAUUAGUUUACUGCCGUUUUAUAAAUGAACAGUCCAUCGCAGAAGAACUUCUAUUUUCCCAGGCUUUAAAUUCCACCUCAAAAGGCUCUUAG
Messenger RNA from Acyrthosiphon pisum (pea aphid), 351 nucleotides. Its product is annotated as protein ZBED8-like. The transcript has a single exon. The record is from RefSeq and is a predicted model, not a curated record. The coding region runs from base 1 to 351 and encodes 116 amino acids. Lineage: Eukaryota; Metazoa; Arthropoda; Insecta; Hemiptera; Aphididae.